GUGAUCUUUUGUUUUUUCCUCUUUCUACAGAGGAUUCUACUUCUUUGUUCUUGUUAUACACAUUUGUUCAUCAUCUACUGGUGAUAUCUGAUUGUUUCUUCUUGGUUGGUUUGUUCUAUAUAGGAAGAUCAAAUUCAAAGUUUAAAUAGAAUAUACAAAAAUAUGGGUUUGGAUUAUUACAACAUAUUGAAAGUGAACAGAAAUGCAACGGAGGAUGAUCUGAAGAAAUCUUACAGAAGAUUGGCUAUGAAGUGGCAUCCUGACAAAAACCCCAACACCAAACUGGAAGCUGAAGCCAAAUUCAAACAGAUCUCCGAGGCUUAUGAUGUUCUGAGCGAUCCCCAGAAGCGAGCUAUAUAUGAUCAAUACGGAGAAGAAGGACUAACCGAUAUGCCCCCUCCAGGGAGCACUGGAAACAACGGAAGAGCCAACGGUUUUAACCCUAGAAAUGCAGAAGACAUAUUUGCUGAGUUCUUUGGAAGCAGCCCCUUUGAUUUCGGAUCAGCUGGAAGAUCCAUGAGGUUUCAAUCCGACGGAGGAGGAAUGUUUGGAGGAAGAACGUACAGCGAUGGCACUGUGCCUAAGAAACCUCCACCUGUUGAGAGCAAACUGCCUUGUACCCUUGAAGAGCUCUACUCUGGAUCAACUAGGAAAAUGAAGAUCUCUAGAUCCCUUAUUGACACCAACGGGAGACAAGGGCAAGAGACAGAGGUUCUGACGAUUGAUGUGAAACCGGGAUGGAAGAAAGGGACCAAGAUCAAGUUUCCCGACAAAGGAAACGAGACAGUGAAUCAGUUACCUGCUGAUUUGGUGUUUGUGAUCGACGAGAAGCCUCACGAUUUGUUCAAGAGAGAUGGGAAUGAUCUCAUCACAAGUAAAAGAGUGACGCUUGCUGAAGCUAUUGGUGGAACAACUGUGAGCAUCAACACGCUAGAUGGGCGUAAUGUACCCGUUGGUGUCACUGACAUCAUCAGUCCUGGCCAUGAGCAUGUGGUUACUGGAGAAGGGAUGCCUGUAGCUAAAGAACCAAGAAACAAAGGUGAUCUAAAAAUCAAAUUCGAUGUUCAGUUCCCGACAAGAUUGACUACGGACCAGAAGUUCGCACUCAAGCGCGUCUUAGCAGGUUGAACAAGCCUCGAGGUUUUAAAAAUCUGUACAAAUCUUUGAUUGUUUCAAAAGUUUAUUAUUAAAAGGCUCCAUUAUUGUAAUUCUGUUACAAAGCUACAUUACAAGA
Brassica oleracea var. oleracea is the source of this 1234-nucleotide messenger RNA. Its product is annotated as dnaJ homolog subfamily B member 1. Bases 163 to 1128 code for a protein of 321 amino acids. NCBI's taxonomy places the organism in Eukaryota, Viridiplantae, Streptophyta, Magnoliopsida, Brassicales, Brassicaceae. The transcript has 3 exons. Gene Ontology annotation, molecular function: protein-folding chaperone binding. The record is from RefSeq and is a predicted model, not a curated record. Gene Ontology annotation, cellular component: cytosol.